AUCUCUGCUACAGUGACAGGAGCGGUGCUGCUAACGAUGUUUCGUUAACAUCUAAGGUUAGUGUCAUUCCCAUGUUUAUGGGCCAAAAUGAGGGUGACACAGUAGCAGAUUUCCUCCACUUUCAUUUUACGAAAAAUAACGACAGCCAGUUAAUUGCGUGGGCUGAACACACUUCAUCAUCGCCUGUCCAAAAACCUGGGAGAAACGAAAGAGAAGAGGGAAACCUUUCUGAUUUGUUUUUUUUUCUCCUCAGUUUGUAAAUGGCUUUGCAUUACUACCGCUGCAAUCUUGGACCGGACGAGGGUGUAUAACCGAUAGGAUAUUCGGCAUAGCAGUUCCACCCUCACUGCUGAAGUCUUUAGCCAGCUACGUUACAGACCGAAUUGGACCCGUUUGCGUUUGUACACUAAAGGAAGGUGGAUAUAUUUCAAGUUGCAUUAAAAAAGAAACUGAACGAUGGGGAACACGACCUCCUGCUGCGUAUCCUCUAGCCCCAAGCUCCGGAGAAACGCACACUCGAGGCUUGAGCCCUACCGCCCUGAGCCGGAGCUGAGCAGGGAGGAUACGGGCUGUAACCUACAGCACAUCAGCGACAGGGAGAAUAUUGACGAUCUGAAUAUGGAAUACAACCCCUCAGACCAUCCCAGAGCGAGCACAAUAUUCCUCAGCAAAUCUCAGACUGAUGUUGCCGUUCCCAACAAGAAAGUGAGAGAAAAGCGCAAGAGCCUCUACAUUAACCAUCAUCCGCCUGGGCAAACCAGAAGGAAGUACAGCUCCUGCUCCACCAUAUUCUUAGACGACAGCACAGUCAGCCAGCCCAACCUUAAGUACACCAUUAAGUGUGUAGCACUUGCAAUAUAUUACCACAUAAAGAACAGAGAUAUAGAUGGAAGAAUGGUGUUAGACAUUUUCGACGAGAAACUUCAUCCACUUUCGAAGUCUGAAGUUCCGUCGGACUACGAUAAGCAUGACCCGGAGCAGAAGCAGAUCUACCGCUUCGUCCGAACCCUCUUCAGCGCCGCCCAGCUCACUGCCGAAUGUGCCAUCGUCACGCUGGUGUACCUUGAAAGGCUGUUGACAUACGCAGAAAUCGACAUCUGUCCCGCCAACUGGAAGCGAAUUGUCCUCGGUGCCAUCCUGCUGGCCUCCAAGGUGUGGGAUGACCAAGCCGUGUGGAACGUGGACUACUGCCAGAUCCUUAAAGACAUCACCGUGGAGGACAUGAAUGAACUGGAGCGGCAGUUCCUUGAGUUGUUGCAGUUCAAUAUCAACGUGCCGUCGAGUGUUUAUGCCAAAUACUACUUUGACCUGCGCUCCCUCUCCGAGGCCAACAACCUGAGCUUUCCUCUGGAGCCACUCAGCCGAGACAAGGCCCAGAAAUUAGAGGCAAUCUCCAGACUGUGCGAGGACAAGUAUAAGGACUUGAGGAAAGGCGCCAAAAAGCGCUCGGUGAGCGCGGACAAUCUGACCGUGGUGCGAUGGGCGCCCGCCAUCAUAUCCUAACAAGCCCCCGGGGGAGGGGGGAGGGGUCGUCCACCCCGGAGGACUUUCCUAACUCAGCUAGGUGCCUUCACAGUGCCUCUGCGUGCUGCAGCACAAAAGACCACCUUUUAUUUGUGUAUGUGUGUGUGUUUGCGUGCGUGCGUGCGUGCGUGCGUGUGAGCGUCGUUAUUAACGCUGUUGUCGCUGUACAGACGCCUCUCCUGUUGGCACAAGUUUGAAUCUGUGGCUGUGACGACAGGGAAGUCACCGCGCCAAGGACAGUCAAAAUGGUGCGUCUCGUGACCUGAGAAUUGAGGGCACCGUGUGAAAAGAAAAAGGAAAAAUAACAACAAAGAACUGUGCCGUGACGGCACUAGAGCAUUCUCCUGACCAUUGGUCCCGUUUCUCUGACUUGUAUGGCUGGUAUUCAAAAAAAAGAAAUUAAUGGUUUGCAGGCAUUUACAAUGGUUUCUUAUGUUUGGCAGAUACAUUUUGUACAUUCCUAUGGUUUUAGUACUAAUUCAUUUGAAGAAAUUCCUCUCCCAAGCACAAAUGAGAUAAAACGUGCAGAGCUGAUGACACUUUCCGGAAUCUUUGUACAUUCCUAAUAUUUUCCCCGUUCUUCUCUCUUAAAAAUGGCUUCGACCAAUGGACAGUGCUGCGCUUUCUUGGGCCCGCAACAUGCCAAGUUUAUAUUUAACGUUGAUUUCCAUUCUUCGGGCAGCUGCGCUCUUGCCGUGGUGGCGAAAAGCGAGAGCGUUUCUGACGAAGGUGACGAAGAACACCCUUUGGACAGCGACUUUUCUUACCUCCGAGAACCACGGCCUUGCGGCAGGGGAAAAGGACCUAACCGUUUCCUGUAUAGAUCAUUUCAUUAUUGUAACAAUAUUAUUAUUACUUGAGUAUGGCUGAUCUUAUGAGAGGUGGACCUUCAGAUGUGGCGGAUCGCUGACUGGGCCGGACGGUCGUAAGGAAGAAGCUCUGAGAUCGUUUGGAAUCGUUCCUCCUGCUCUGGUUGUUUACAAGUGCUUCAAGUAAUUUGAUGUGCUGUGGAAGAAUUGGUGGAGGGAAGGGUGAUUGUUUGGAGGCUGUUCCGUUCCCAUCCUGGGAUGACUCCCUCGGGGGACCGGUAUAUCAGCUCCAGAGCUUGCUUCCCUCUUCAGGUGUAACCAGGUGGGCCGCCCUGUGUGCCCUGUGUUAGUGCGGAUAUCUCCUGGACCACACUCCUACAGCACCACUGGAGCAGAACCUGAAAGCAGGCCUCCCUGAGAGAAAUAAGCAGACAGA
Molecule: messenger RNA, 2769 nt
Organism: Conger conger (European conger)
Lineage: Eukaryota; Metazoa; Chordata; Actinopteri; Anguilliformes; Congridae
Gene: ccny
Product: cyclin Y
Exons: 11
Coding region: 457-1503 (348 amino acids)
Biological process (GO): regulation of canonical Wnt signaling pathway; regulation of cyclin-dependent protein serine/threonine kinase activity
Cellular component (GO): plasma membrane; cytoplasmic cyclin-dependent protein kinase holoenzyme complex
Molecular function (GO): protein kinase binding; cyclin-dependent protein serine/threonine kinase activator activity
Source: RefSeq, a predicted model, not a curated record